Molecule: messenger RNA, 513 nt
Organism: Lactuca sativa (garden lettuce)
Lineage: Eukaryota; Viridiplantae; Streptophyta; Magnoliopsida; Asterales; Asteraceae
Source: RefSeq, a predicted model, not a curated record
AUGGAUUUUGAAAGCCCAGUAGCUAAUCAGUCGUUUGCAACACAUACAAUCGAAGAUAUAGAUGCGAAUGUUUCUUUGGAAUCAACAUUUGAAUCUGAAAAAAUAAAUGAGGAUAUUGUGAAUCUUGCAUGUGAUGAAGAUGAAGCUAAGGAUCUAAGUAUUAUGGGGAAGGUUUUCAGUACACCUAAGGAUGCAUAUACAUUUUAUAACCAAUAUGCCUUUUUACAUGGAUUCGGUAUUCGUGUUCAUUGGAGCUUUAAAAAUAAAACCACAAAUGAGCCUUAUCGGAAGAGCUAUGUGUGUAAUAAACAAGGCUUUAAAAGUUUGAAGGGUAAUAGUUUAUGUGGAGUUGCUAAGAAACGUCGUAGAAAUUUGAGGACUGGAUGUAAAGCAAUGCUCCGGAUAUCAAAAGGAAAAGAUGGUGAAUGGUUUGUCGAUGUGCUUAACGACACACACAAUCACAAUUUGAGUACAACUCCUACCAAAGUAAUGAAACAUCGUUCUCAUGAAUAA